UCCCACUAGAUAACACUCUUCUUCUCUCUUUCUCUCCUUCCACAUACUCUUAAAUCUUCUCUCUAAACCUCCUAAACGCUACGCUUUUUUUUUAUUCCACCCUUUCCGGCAAUGAACCAUGGGCUUUUUUCGCCGACUUUUUGGCGCUAAAAAGCCCAGUAACUCUGCCACGCCUAAAGAGAAGAAAAGAUGGAGCUUCACUAGAUCCUCCAAUUCCGUACUCUCCUCUCACUCCACCAAGCGUGACCUUUCCUUGACUUCAUUCGAUGCUAAUUUGGAUGCUAACAAGCACGCCAUAGCUGUUGCCGCCGCCACUGCGGCUGUCGCAGAGGCGGCUCUUGCGGCUGCUCAUGCGGCGGCGGAGGUUGUCAGAUUGACCGGCGCUGGUGGCCGUAGCGGUGUUUCCGCCUCCCCUCAUGUUAGCCACCAACGCUGGUCUGAGGAACUCGCCACCGUUAAAAUACAGUCCGCGUUUCGAGGCUAUCUGGCAAGGAGGGCACUGAAGGCACUAAAAGCAUUAGUGAAGCUUCAAGCACUGGUGAGAGGUCACAUUGUGAGGAAGCAAACAGCAGAUAUGCUUAAGCGCAUGCAAACAUUAGUAAAAGUGCAGGCAAGAGCCCGUGCUAGUCGCUCGCAUGUGUCAGAAUCUUUGCGUUGUACCAGCAAGUCCUCUCUUUCUCGUCAUCCCCUACCACCGAGUCCUGACAAAGCAGAAUAUCAACUUCGUGCUCAAAGUACUAAGUUUGAUGGGCCCUCAAUCCUGAAGAGAUGUGGUUCUAAUUCAAACUUGAGGGAUAUCAUUGACCUAGAGAAAGCACGAUUGGGUUCAAAUUGGUUAGAUCAUUGGAUGGAAGAAAAUUUAUCACACAACCACAGUGUCAAUUCACUUAGAAAUGGACAUGCAGAUGAUGAGAAGAGUGACAAGAUUUUGGAAGUAGAUACUUGGAAGCCUAACUUGACCCCCAAACAACACAAUAGAACCUUCAGGAAUUCACAGCAUGUUUCCGCUUCGGAUUACAACAAUCACAGCUUCAUGAUGAUAGACUCUCCAUCAAAAUUAUCAGCAAAAACUGUGAACCCAGUCCCAAGUGUAACUUCUGGUGAUGUUUUAUCAUUAAGCUCUGUAAAGUCUCCAGUCGGAAAAGGCGAAGCAACUUUGAGGACUGCUGAGAACAGCCCACAUGCAUCUUCUGCAUCAUAUAGACCAGGAAGUAGUGCAAGAAGAGGUCUUUUCACACCCACUAGGAGUGAGUGCUCCUGGGGUUUCUUUGGUGGAUGCUCAGGUUACCCUAAUUAUAUGGCUAACACAGAAUCAUCACGGGCUAAGGUUAGGUCACAGAGUGCCCCAAGGCAGCGGAUUGAAUUUGAGAGAUACGGUUCAACCAGGAGGUCAGUUCAGGGGUCUUGGGAAGGAGGAGCUAAUUCAGAAAGGGAUUUUCCUCAACAAGCUGACUUCAGGACUAAAGCUUAUCCAUCAACUGAUCGCUUGAAUAGUCUUGGGAAUGCAUAUUUCCGUUGAUGAUUUAUCGCUGUAUGUUUCCAAAUUCAAUUUUCUUUUUAUGUGUUUUUCCACUGCUUUCCGAGUGCAUGUGUCUAGCAGCUUGCUAGUGUUGUAAUUAUGACUUGUGUGUUAGUCCUUACACAACUGAACUUAACGUUAUCAGUGUUGAAAAUAGACGUAGUGUUUUGAAAUCA
This is a messenger RNA of Pistacia vera, 1695 nucleotides long. RefSeq names its product protein IQ-DOMAIN 14-like. The transcript is spliced from 4 exons. NCBI's taxonomy places the organism in Eukaryota, Viridiplantae, Streptophyta, Magnoliopsida, Sapindales, Anacardiaceae. The record is from RefSeq and is a predicted model, not a curated record. Gene Ontology annotation, molecular function: protein binding. The coding region runs from base 119 to 1519 and encodes 466 amino acids.